Messenger RNA from Rubroshorea leprosula, 1295 nucleotides. The record is from the annotation of a GenBank genome assembly. Lineage: Eukaryota; Viridiplantae; Streptophyta; Magnoliopsida; Malvales; Dipterocarpaceae.
UGGCUGGAAUUCGGGUAUGUUAGCCUCUCUAACCUUGAAAAUUGGUUGAUUGAUUGAUGCUUGUUGAAGUUUAGUCCAUUUAGUGUUGCCCCUGUGUUGCCGAGAAAAUCUACUGAAAUAGGAGAGGAAGUUCGGCAGCCUCUAAGCAUGAGUUUUGUUUAAUUCAUGUAGAAACUAGCUUAAUUUGGUUGUUGUGAGGUUAAUUGUGUGAAACCCCCGUGAAUUAGCUAUGUUUUGCUAAUUUGGGAGUUGAAGUUACUGUUCACGAGGUACUGUUUACUGGGUACUGUUCAUAGGCACUGUUCACACACCAAGGGUUAAUGAUUAACGGGGAAUUAAAGGUUUAGUUUGUGAUAUAAGAAUGAAUUUGGAGAGGUCCGGUUAUGUGGAGAUUGAUAGAAAUAGCACUGUGAUUAGGGGUAGUGCUAAUGAUGAUUUUACUUUGAAUUUGUGGAAGUGCGGUAUUAAUUGUGGAAUAUUGUGAUUAGGUUUUGAUAGUUCUGUCAGCGUAGCACUUGGGUUAGCCUUCUGUUCUGUGCGAGUAAGGUAAGUAAAUUAUGGUAAAGCCCUUUGAUUUUAAAGCAUGUUUUAAACUGUUUUUGAGAUGGUGGCAAGCUUUAAAUUGAUUUUAUCGGCAUUUGAGUGUGAUUAAACUGGAAUGCAAAUUGUGAUGGGUUUUAUGGGAAAUUCAUUGUUUUUCUGGAAUUGAGCAUGAUUGGAAUGAAAAUGAGGAUUUUAUUAAUUUUCUGGAAUUGAGCAUGAUUGAAAGGAAAAUGAGAGUUUCAUUGUUUUUCGGGAGUUGAGCAUGCCUAUUUGGAAAUUGGCUGAACUGUUUUGAUGAACUGAGAGUUUGCAAAUUUUGAGUUUUCUGUUAAAUCCGUGAGCACAUGGAAAUUUUUCGGUUUAUUUCUGAGAUUUGAGAUUGAUUGUGAAUUAUGGAUUUUUCUGGAAAUCCUGCAUGGUUUUGUCUCGGAUAUAGUCAUGAUUAUUGACGCCCGCUAGUGGAAGCUGUAAACGCUAGCACAUGUCGACAUGUAUUUCUGCAGAACCGGUUCACCCUGCCAAUGGGGUUAAACACUGGCACUAUUACUGACGCCUGCCAGUGGGAGUUUGUUAAACACUGGCACUAUUACUGACGCCUGCCAGUGGGAGUUUGUAAACAGUGGUACCAUUACUGACGCCUGCCAGUGGGAGUGUGUUAAACACUGGCCAUGACUUAUAGAUGAGACUACUGAACUGAGUUUUAUUCUGCAUGAACGGUUUGUCAUGAAACGUUUGUUAUUGAACCGAAUUUG